AGAGAUCGAAAGUGUGGCGUUUGAACGAGGAGCUGAAAAUCAAAUGUUUCAGCUUUAUUUAAACAUCAAAGUUAACCUCAUGUAGGCAGUUUUACAACUUUAGUUUUAUCAUUAACUGAAAAUAUCAACAGAAUCAGACUUUUAGAACAAUCUAAGUCAGAUCAGCAGAAACAAAAACACGGAAAUGUUUCCUGUACCUGCGUCGCUCUGCUCGACUUUGCUGAUUGUCGGUGUCUUCGUGUUUGUCUCUGCAGAUCAGAAAAUCAUCACAGCUGCAUCUGGACAGAACGUCACUCUCACAUGUCGAGCUCCAAACAGCAACAACAUUAUAGUUGUAGAGUGGAGCAGAGCUGACCUGGAGACAGAAUAUGUGCUUUUGUACAGAAAUGAGCAGUUGGAUCCAGAAAACCAGCAUCCAUCUUUUAAGAACCGGGUGGAUCUGCAGGACAGACAGAUGAAGGAUGGAGACGUGUCUUUGAUUCUGAAGAAUGUGACGACUGCUGAUAAUGGAACAUAUGAGUGUCGCAUCUUUAUGAGAGAAAGACAACGCAGGAAGAGAGCUCAUCUGAAGACCGACCCCAUCAGCAGCAUUUACCUGCGUGUUGAUCCUCCAGACCAGAAAUCCGUCACAGCUGAGUCUGGACAGAACGUCACUCUGAUAUGUCGAGCUCCAAACAACAAGAAGAUCAUAACUGUAGAGUGGCAAAGACCUGAUCUACAUCCAAAAUAUGUCCUUUUAUUUCGGAAUAGACACAUUGAUCCAGAAAACCAGCAUCCAUCUUUUGUGAACCGGGUGGAUCUGCAGGACAAACAGAUGAAGGACGGAGACGUGUCUUUGAUUCUGAAGAAUGUGACGAGUGUUGACACUGGAACAUACGAGUGUCGUGUCUUCCUGGAAGAAACACGCUCCUUGCAGUCGAUAACAAACAUCAACCUUCAUGUUGUUGUUCCUCCAGGUCAGACAGGAGGAGCUGUUGGACUGAAAGUCGACCUAGCAGUUUUAGGUCUGCUUUUUGGUGUUGCUUUUGAAUUUUAGAGAAUGACA
Molecule: messenger RNA, 1045 nt
Organism: Pelmatolapia mariae (spotted tilapia)
Lineage: Eukaryota; Metazoa; Chordata; Actinopteri; Cichliformes; Cichlidae
Product: cell surface A33 antigen-like
Exons: 4
Coding region: 185-1036 (283 amino acids)
Biological process (GO): T cell receptor signaling pathway; regulation of cytokine production
Cellular component (GO): external side of plasma membrane
Molecular function (GO): signaling receptor binding
Source: RefSeq, a predicted model, not a curated record